UUCCUUCCCCCGACCUAAAAUGGCCGAUUUCGGAAUCAAAAAAAGUACCCCCCUCAGGCACCCCCCUGGAGGGGGGCCCCUGGGUUCCGCCUGUCGCCUUUGUAGAGUUUUGGCCGGCCUUGUUUGUAAACGAGCCCCCGAGCCAGUUGCGCCAAAGGCGAAACACUUGCGCGGCAGAUGCGCGCUUGCCCUUUCUACUCGAGAAGGAGUCGCGGCUGGUCCGGGCCGAUAGGCUUGCAGAAAUGGGGCGGGCCGCUACUAGCCGCAACGCAGACAAAUCAUCUCGCCCCGCCGCCACCCCGUGGGAGGGGGGUGCUCGAUUUUUGAUGUACUUCUGGAAUUUUCCUUGUCUAAUCCCUGUAUGUGUACCAGCAAAAUAA
Messenger RNA from Amoebophrya sp. A120, 380 nucleotides. NCBI's taxonomy places the organism in Eukaryota, Dinophyceae, Syndiniales, Amoebophryaceae. The record is from the annotation of a GenBank genome assembly.